Molecule: messenger RNA, 1619 nt
Organism: Gekko japonicus
Lineage: Eukaryota; Metazoa; Chordata; Lepidosauria; Squamata; Gekkonidae
Gene: FGF1
Product: fibroblast growth factor 1 (acidic)
Exons: 6
Coding region: 778-1245 (155 amino acids)
Biological process (GO): cell differentiation; animal organ morphogenesis; positive regulation of protein phosphorylation
Cellular component (GO): cytoplasm
Molecular function (GO): growth factor activity; fibroblast growth factor receptor binding
Source: RefSeq, a predicted model, not a curated record
GCUGUCCGGCAGCCAUCGGUCUCGGGUCCCUUUUUUCCCUGCUCUGUGUCAGCUCGUGGUUUUAGACUGAGGGGUGGUUUCUCUUCCAGCUGUCUAUAAAACGAGGCAGCGGGGAAAGGAGCUGUGCAGCUACCAGUGGGAUGGGCGACUCAGCCAAUUGACCAGACUUUUGCUUCUCGGGUAGCAAGCACUCCGGACACAGUUUUGGAAGUAUUCCACCAACCUGCUAUGCAUGUUGUGGCCUGUCACCUCUGUACUCUGAGCACUGCAGUAAAAAAAGAAGGAAGAGGAAAAACUCUCAUCACCGAGGGGAAACUACAGGCAACAUCCAAGUGAAACUAGACGGGAAUCUGGUAGGAGACGAAACCUGCUGUGGUUCUGGCACAGCUCCCUCCCACUGCUCAGCCUGAAGAACCUGCCUUCCUGACACAAACAGCAAAAGGCUCCAACAGCAUCAGCUUGAAGACGGUGCAGCAGUUGUCCCUGUAGAAGAAACUGGUCUGGCAUUUGUAAGGUUACACCCCACGAAACAUGCUGACGGAGCACUGAAGCAAAGACAUACAUCGGUUUCAAGUUUAACUUCGAUUAAAUCAUCUAUCAAUGGAUUUAUCUCAAGGCUAGUGGUGAAGGACCUGCCUGAAAAGUGUUAAAACUCUCACACAGUCAAUUCAUCUGUAAGGAGCCUCUUUUUGGGGGUCACUCGAUUGCCAACAGGCUCAGGGCGGCUGCACAGGAAUACAGGAUUGAAGCCCUGACACCCAAAGAGGCAAAGAAGAAAUGGCUGAAGGAGAAAUAACAACAUUCACGGCUCUGACAGAAAUGUUUGACCUUCCAAUGGCAGAUUACAGGAAGCCCAAGCUGCUUUACUGCAGCAAUGGAGGCCACUUUUUGAGGAUACGUCCUGAUGGCAAAGUCGAUGGCACGAGGGACCGAAAUGACCAACACAUUCAGUUGCUGCUAACUGCGGAAAAUAUUGGUGAGGUGUAUAUACAGAGCAUGGAGUCUGGACAGUACUUGGCUAUGGAUGACAAUGGGCUUUUAUAUGGCUCGCAGUUACCAACGGAAGAAUGUUUGUUUCUGGAAAAGAUGGAAGAAAACCAUUAUAAUACCUAUACAUCGAAGAAACAUGCAGAUAAGAACUGGUUUGUUGGCUUAAAAAAGAAUGGAAAAAGUAAACUGGGACCACGGACACAUUUUGGCCAAAAGGCUAUACUUUUCCUUCCACUACCAGUGCCUCCGGAUUAGACAGUUUACCUCACAAAGUACAGUGUGCCCCUUAGGGUCCCUUUGGAUUAACUACCCAGUAGCCUUUCCAUUUCCUCUCCAUUUAUUCUGCCACUUUAGGGAACAUUAAAAAGUAAGGGACAAAAGUGUGUGGGACAAAAAAAAAAGGCAAACUAUAUUAAAUAUGCACCUACUGUUAACAUAAUACAGAUGCAUCCAAUAAUAUUUCCGAAAUGGACCAAGUGAAUUAUAGUCAUAGAUAGGCAUACACACACAGCUCCUCCAACCAUACAUAGCAAGGCUUCCCUUUUUGAAAGAAGUAUUUAGAUAUUAUAAUUUUCUAAGACAGCUUUUCAUAAUCCUUAUUUAUCAUGUGGAAGCAUAAUCGAUGACAC